AUGGAGUUGAUUGAGUUACCGAAAAGGCAAUGGUACCACGUUUCCGGUUCAUCUUUAGAUAUUAAAAUACCAUCAUCUCACAAUGCCUCUACAUCUCAAGCGGUUUCUUUAUUACAAUGUAAUAGAGAAUAUGUUGUACAUAUGUUCUCUGAUGUUCCAAGAGUAAUCAUGUUAGACUCCGGCAUUAAUAGCCAAGAAGAGUUGAACAAUGGAUCUAAAUGCAGCAGUAAAUUAUCAGGGCUUGGGAUGGAAAAUUUUUCGCUUUCUAAAGUAUCAAAUAAUAUUGUUUAUAUUAAAGGGAAAGAGCUUUCAAUAGUAAAUAUUCAAUCAGAUACGGUUAAUACACUUGUAAGAGGUAAUUCUCAUUGGAAAUCAGUUGUAUUCAAUCCUUUGGAUGAUCGCUGUUUUGUUGCUUGGAGUAAAUAUUCAGUUUGUUUAUGGAAUCGUUCUUCUUAUGAAUACCAUAUUCUACAAGAAUGUUCUAACUCGAAUAAGUCCAAGAAUACCCAAACUUCAAGUUCUAAUUUAUCAGGCUGUGUGUUAAUUAACUACCCAGAUGAUAUUAAAAUUUCUAAUUGUCAUUUCGUUGGAGACCUAAUCAUUUUAUUUACCUCGAAUGGCUAUUAUGACACCUUUUCCUCAAAUUUGAGUCCUGGAGAAUAUUAUAGAUCACUAAUGUCAAGGCAAAUUAUUGAUUCAAACUCAUUAUUGCUUGAUACUGCCGUAUAUCCGAAUAUAAGGAUCAGAGAUUCUUCUGUAAGCCACAACAAUGUGAUAGUUGCAUUAUUAUCGGUAGAAAAAGACGUUUACAGUGUUCGUAUCUAUAACUUACCAAUAGAUUCAAAUAAUAACUUUGCUGAUACCACACUUUUGCAAAGUAUUAAUGUCCAUAUUAUGGAUGAGAACAAAAACAGCCAAUAUAAUGCUCAUAUUAUUGGACCAAAUUGGGGGGAAUAUUUCGCAAUUCAAAUUUUUAAUCAAUUAAUAGUUUGUUCGGUUGGAGAAGAGCUGCCCAUAAAAAGUUUGUUUUUCUUUCCCUCCAGGCUGCUAGAAACAGCUGCUUUCAGGCCACCAAAGAACGUUACCUGGCUCGAUGUAGGCAAAACUAAAUCUAGUGAAAAUCUAUGCAAGCAGCCCAUUGAGAUUUUUGUUUCAAAUAUUUUUGGAGGUCUAGAAUCUAUCACUAUCCCACCAGUUCUGGAAUUAGAUACAAAUAAAAUUCAUCACUCAUCUGAAACUAUUAGUACUCCAAAUGAUGUAUUUGCAAUUAGCUUAUCAAAUCAGAAAAACACUGUUGAUUUAAAGGAUGAGAUGGCUGACGACUAUUAUUCUGUUUUAAUGGCAAACACAUCACAAAAAGUUGAGAAAAACGAUUUUCAAUACAAUAAAACCCCACAAAGUAAAUUAACUUCUGAUAGAUCAAAUUUACUCACCUCAAUUUUCAGCACACUAAACAUGGAAGAAAAAAAGACGAUGAACAACUCACAAUCUAAAAAUAUUAAUAGAAGUAACAUUGGCAACAUAGACACUAGUUUAAAUAACCAAAUAGUUGAAGUGAUUAAAGACGAAUUUAAAAAAUUAUCAGUUAGCUUCUCCAAAGAAAUAAAUGAUUCAAUUUCUUCAGCAAUUGGCAGAUUGUUAAAACCAAUCGAACGAGAUUUUCAAUCGAUUAGGUCUCAUUUAUCUGGAAUUGAGAAGUCUAUUAACAAUAAUUAUGUCAGUACUAACAGUAUUUCUAAGAUCGAAACAAAUGUCAAAGAGUUUUUCACAAAUACAAGUGAUAAAUUAGCAAAUAUGGAUGCUUGUAUUUCGAGACUUGCUAAAGAAUCUAGGAAUGUUAGUGAAAAAAUCAUUAAAUUGAACAAGCAAUGCGAAAAUAUGAACUCAAGCCCAAUAGAUGAUUUUACUCAGGUAGUUGCGGAUUCUUUUGGGACUUUAACCAACGCAGUUACUCAAUUGCAAACUAGUGUAAAUCGUUUGGAAUCACAGAUAAAUAGUGGAAUAACACUUAAAACUCCUACGCCGGAUAAUUCAAUUAUUAAUAAGGGUACUCAAAGUAUAGCUCUACAAAUCGAAGAAGCCCUAAAGCAAAAACAUUAUGAUCGUGCAUUUGCUAUUGCCAUUUCUGCAGAUCAAUCUACAUUAUCACAAUCAGAUAAGAGGCACAUCUCCAAUGGAGAGUGCUUUGUUUUGAACCUUGCAUAUAAGUUUGACCCAUGUAUUUGGUUGGAUGACCCACUUCCAAUUAGCCACCCAGUAAUACUAGGAAUUUCAAAAAUUUUAAGUGAUACUCUUCCCAGUUUAAUCGAAUCAUUUAAGACAAGCAAUAGCUUUUCUCAAAACAACUCUAUUCUAGAUUUAAAGUUGAGAAUCUUAUGGAUAAAAGAAACCAUUCAUUGCUUUGAACCGUUUACUGAUGCUCUUACACCUAGUGAUGUAAUGCAAAUACUCAACGAGAUUUCUGAAAGCAUGAAUAAAUGCAUUAAUAUUAUAAACUCGGUUAUCGACGUAAAUAAAACUAUAAACUAUAUGCCACCUGCAUGUUUAACAGACGGAUCGAUUAUCAGUGAUAUUACCAGUAUUUUAAGACACAUUCGGAGAACAACUAGAAAUAUUGCAUCUGGAAUGAAAUAA
Molecule: messenger RNA, 2634 nt
Organism: Cryptosporidium ubiquitum
Lineage: Eukaryota; Apicomplexa; Conoidasida; Eucoccidiorida; Cryptosporidiidae
Exons: 1
Coding region: 1-2634 (877 amino acids)
Source: RefSeq, a predicted model, not a curated record